AUGUUCCAGUGUGGAACCUGUUCACAAUCAUUCACCCGCAUUGACCAUCUCGGUCGCCACGUUCGCUCCCACACCCAGGAGAAGCCGUAUCGUUGCUCCGUAUGCAACAAGCGGUUCGGUCGCGUUGACCUGUUGUCCCGCCAUUCAGCUCUUCAUGACCCCCACAGAGAGUCCGCUUCUACGAAGCGGCGGUGCACCGAGGGCAAUAGUGCGCCAAUUCGGGCGUCGCAGGCCUGCGAGGGCUGCGCCGAGAACCACCUCCGCUGCGACGAUGACAAGCCCUGCCGUCGAUGUCUACGGAGAGGGAUCCGCUGCACCUUGCCCACCAGGUCUGUGGAGGGUACUCCACUGACUCCGGUAACCCGGUUAGGGGCAAACACUCCCGGCACUGAUGAGAAUUCACGACCCUCGCCAUUGCUACAGCCACCACAGCCACCACAGCCACAGGUUGUCGGCGGGGCCUGCACAUCACUGGGCUAUAGCAAUCAAACAGAACCGGUGAAUGCGGGCAACCUGUCCCAGCUGGCAGCAGGUCGGACGACUGAUGUAGGAGUAGACUUGACGGAGAGGUCUGAUGCAUUGUUGGGGGCAUAUUCCGCUGUGCUACCUCCAGACCAGGAGGACUCAAUGUCCGAUCUCUCCCCGAUUCCCCGGGGGGGACUGGUGGCAUUUGGCCUAGAGACCAAUCUCGAUUUCAGUAUGGUCGACCUUAGCUUCCUCGAGUCUUACAAUGCACGCGCACCUUUCGAGUACGAAGCGGCCACAGUGUCCACUCUUGCACCAACGGUGCAGACUGUCGAGAACGAGGCCACACAUGCAGAUCACGCAGCAAGAGAGGACCGGUCAAUGCAGCGCCUCCGAUGGCGCUUUGUGCCCGUUCCUCAAGACCAUGGCUAUGCUGAACACGGUAACUUGCUCCUCAGCAGCCAGCCUGGACCGGAUACGCCCCCAAAGAGUCUCCGGAAUCUCGACAUGGGACUCGGUCCUGACAAUUGCCUCGACCUGGCGUCUCGCGACAAGAUCUUGAGCAUCGUGUUGAGCCAGAUGCCACAGCCCUUCUCGCUAAACGCGGCCUCGUUCCCCUCUCCAGAGCUGCUGGAUCGCCUUAUUCGAUACUUUCUAACCGUGCCAUUCUCCAGCGCGGGCGCUUGGAUCCAUCGAAGCACGUUCACACCCAAAAAGUCUCGCCCGGAACUCUUGCUAGCCAUGGCUGCGGCGGGCGCGGUGCUUACUCCCGAUCCGCCCUUGCGGAAGCUCGGAUUUGCAAUGCAGGAGGUUGUCCGACAUCGACUUCCCGCCGCAUUCGAGGCCGACAAUACCCUAGUCCGGGAUCUUGAACUGCACCAGGCGUUUCUCCUAUCUCUCGAGAUCAGCUUAUGGAGUGGCAACAGUCGCAAGAUGGAAAUUUCCGAGAGUUUCCGCUACCCAUUGAUUACCAUGCUGCGACGCCAAGGCCGGUUUGAUGCGGCCAGAUAUCCGCCUGUCAUUGUGCACCCAGUCGACUCAGGCCAAACGCUGGACGAUAAAUGGAGGCUCUGGGUCCGUGAGGAGUCUAUCAAGCGUCUAGUGUACCACUUAUGGCAAUACGACGCACACUGUUCCAUGGUGCUUCUGACCAGCCCCCUUAUCUCCUACGCCGAGUUAUCACUUCCUCUUCCAGCUUGUUCGACUCUGUGGAACGCCCCUGAUGCAAAACAAUGGAAAGAACGUUUCUGCGCCCAGCAGGCUGGGGGGCAAUCCGUUUCAUGCCCAGCGCGUCUCACGGAAUGUGUGUUCAACAUGGAUCUACUUGAAAGUCACCGCCACGAGGUAGACAUGAGGUUGUCCUGCACCGCCGUUCUGCACGCUCUAUGGGGUCUUAUCUGGGAGUACCGGCAAAUGAGUCUGCUUACUAGCAGUACCAACAGCCACAGUACCUCCGUAUUCGCUCCUUCCCAACCCUGGUCUAGCGGCUUGCUCAUGGCGUCGCGGUACCAACAGCUCACUGAUAUGCUAAACUAUUUCGGCAUCGGAUACCGAAAUGAGAACGCAUUAUACUGGCACAGUACCCUGAUGCAUAUGCACAUGUCCCUUGAAGAGAUUCAACUUCUCGCGGUCACACUUGAGCAGUCUGAGUCAGUAGACCGGGUUCCUCCUGCAAUCGAGGCGUGGUCGGGGAGCAAGGAAGGUCGCCAAGCUGUGUGGCAUUCCGCUCAAAUUAUCCAUGAGCUUCGAGCCCUGGCGCCGCAGUGUUUGCGUGAGUUCGCCGCCGUUGCGCUGUAUCAUUCAACCCUGGCACUGUGGGCGUAUGGAAUGGGAGUAGCGAACAUAACCGGCACGUCCACUGCGCAGGUGCCCAUUUUCCUUGACUCCCCGGAAACCGAGCAUGUGCAGAUGUUCAUUUCCUUUGGGCGAGGUCAGCCAAUGCUGCACGGCGAAUCCCUUGAAGACCAUGCCGUAGACUUGUGCGAUCCAACGAAAGUUUUGGCUCUGGCCCUUCAGUUGAUGCACCGUAAUCAUAGCGGCCCCGAUGCCUAUGAACCUCCUCUAGUGAUGAACAUCGUACAUGCUGUGCAGAAGCUACUUGAGGUGACCACAUGGUCCCGGUAG
Penicillium digitatum Pd1 is the source of this 2589-nucleotide messenger RNA. RefSeq names its product C6 transcription factor RegA. Gene Ontology annotation, molecular function: DNA-binding transcription factor activity, RNA polymerase II-specific; DNA binding; zinc ion binding. NCBI's taxonomy places the organism in Eukaryota, Fungi, Ascomycota, Eurotiomycetes, Eurotiales, Aspergillaceae. Gene Ontology annotation, biological process: regulation of DNA-templated transcription; DNA-templated transcription. The record is from RefSeq and is a predicted model, not a curated record.